This is a messenger RNA of Striga asiatica, 1169 nucleotides long. The record is from the annotation of a GenBank genome assembly. NCBI's taxonomy places the organism in Eukaryota, Viridiplantae, Streptophyta, Magnoliopsida, Lamiales, Orobanchaceae.
CCAAAGGUUACUGUAACUUGUAAGCUCAACUCCAUAGCCAAUUUCUCUUUUUCUUUUCCCUCCCUUUUUUUUUCUGGGCAGUAGGAAUCAUACGUUUCUCCAGAAUUUUGAUUACGCCAUGGGGAAGAGAAGCAGAACUAGGGUUCCAGAGGAACACGUCGAGAGCGAAGAAGAAGCUGAAAUGGAGGAAGAUCGAGAAUUUGUCGACGGAUCUUCUUCCUCAAACGGAAAAAGCUUGUAUGAGAUCCUUGGGGUGGAGAAAACUGUAUCUCAGCCUGAGAUAAAGAAAGCUUACUACAAGUUGGCUUUGCGUUUGCAUCCUGAUAAAAAUCCCGGGGACGAGGAAGCUAAGGAAAAAUUUCAGCAGCUACAAAAGGUUAUAUCUAUUCUUGGCGAUGAGGAGAAACGAGCAGUAUAUGAUCAGACGGGAUGUGUUGAUGAUGCUGAUCUAGCAGGAGAUGUCAUCCAGAACUUGUGCACAUUUUUCCGGGCCAUGUAUAAAAAGGUCACAGAAGCUGAUAUUGAAGAGUUUGAGGCAAAUUACAGAGGCUCUGAUUCAGAGAGAAAAGAUUUGAUUGAGCUGUACAUUAAAUUGAAGGGCAACAUGGAGAAGCUUUUCUGUUGCAUGAUUUGCUCUGAUACAAUGCUAGAUUCCCACCGCUUCAAGGAUAUGAUUGAUGAGGCCAUUUCUGAAGGUAAGUUGAAGUCAACCAAAGCAUAUGAGAAAUGGGCCAAGAAAGUGUCCAAAACGAAGCCUCCUACAAGCCCAUUGAGACAGAGAAAGAAAUCACAAAAAAAUUCAAAAGACUUGUAUGCAAUAAUAGCUCAAAGGCAAAACGAGAGGAAAGGAAAGAUUGACACAAUGUUCUCCACUCUUGUUCAUAAAUACGGUGGAUGUGAAUCUGCUCCAGAGCCGAGCGAAGAAGAAUUCGAAGUUGCUCGUAAAAAACUUGAAAGCCGAAGAGCUUCCAAACAGAAGUAACCCACCCAUCAUAUUGUGGUCCUUUUCACUUUCUUACUCUGCUUUCUUUAAGAACCCGAAUCAUCUGCUUUUCGGACCAUGUAUUUAAUGGUUGCUGAAACAUCUUUGUUUGUGAAUUUGAAUAUUUGAUCAGAAUUGUUGUGAAAAUGGUUGCUGUGAAAUGUUUAGUGUUAGUUUGUACUUAAAA